CCGGAAGUUGAGCCCGGAGAAAGGAAAAAGCGGACGCAAACCUAUUCAUUGAUACAAACCUGCGAAAUAACAUCUUAAUAAAGACGUUCAGAUUUCAUAAAUUUCUUGAGCUGAAAUGAGCGCUGCUGUCCCCAACCACCGAAGGACCAAGCCUGGUGGCAUUAAGCCUGGGGCUGGGUCUAAUGGAGUCGUCGGACCCACGUCCCAGAUUCCUGGACUGUCCCAGACUGCUGAUGACGGCACCCCUGUGCAGAGGAUCAGCGGUCGGCGUGUAGGGAUAUUUGAGACAGAUUCAGAUUAUGUAAAGCUUGCCAAGCAAGGGGGACAAAAAGGGCUGUUGAGCCAUGAUGUAGACCCUGACGCCAAACCUGCGAAAGCUUACAAUCGUCCUGAAUGGUUUGGCAAUUCUGAUCCUAACAACGGAAGCAAAGCAACGUCUCCCGAUGGCGCGGCGGGAUCAGCCAGGCAGCCCCUCACUGCCCCGUUUGGUACCGAUAACUGUUCCUCCUGGGAGAGAGAGGCUGAUAGGUUUACCCAUGGUAAAACAAAGGAGUCGCCGGAGAGCCCCUCCAGUGAAAUGGAGGGCCUGACCAUAAACGAGACCAACAAGUACAAGAGAACGUCCUAUGACAAGAAGGCUCCUCCGGUCAGCAUGUCCAAGCUGCUGAGUUUCGGCUAUGUGGAGGAAGAGAAAAAAUCUCCCAAUGAUGACGACGCUUCAAGCGUGACCUCGGAACAAACCAGCACGGUGGCGACGGAGGACGUCGAAGACCUGGAGUAGGGAGGAAGGGCUUUCGUCUGGAGCUGGGUGGGUGAUGGGGGGUGAUUGUGCAAACACUGGUCAUUGUGUCACAAAUUCACAAACACAACACCCCUAUCUCCUCUCCCGCCCCUCUGGUGUUCACUGACAUUUAUUGUAUAUCCAUCAACUCUUAGGUUUUGUACUCAUGUUGACGCAACGGUACCAUGCUCUUAUUUGCUUUAAUUUUGAGGAUAUCCUUGUGGAUUAUUUUGUUUUGUUUUGUUGCGUACAUCUAAUAAGGUCUCACAAUAUUUAUUCUGUGUUGUUCUCGAUUGGAGAGACGAAUUGUACACAGGGUCGAGAGCUGACACGUCCAGUCCACAGGCUACAGUAGUCUGACUGCUGGCCAGCAUCACCGGGUGUUUCGCCUUGUUUUAUCGGCCAAAUCGAUAUUUUAGAGUGUCUACUGUAAUCUAGCAAAUGUAUCUGGUAGCGUCGGUAAACCUGGACCGGGGUGUAGCCGUCUGGCAGCGUCGGUAAACCUGGACCGGGAUGUGGCUGGUGGCUGGUGUCAGUCUCGCUCCCUGGUUGUAUGAAGAUCGAGUCGGUUAAUUUGGUGUUUGUGCUUGACGAAGUGUGGUCACGGUGGUGUGAAUUGUCGUUUGUGUCCUGAAGGAACGGUUGGUGGCUUUGUAUGUGUUUUUCAGCAGUGGGGUUGAAUAUGAUCACAUGUUGAGACAGCGAUCCCAUGGGUGAACAACACACUCUAGUGAGCACGCUGACCUGUGCUUCGUUUGGUAAAACCGGUGUCUCUGCCAAAAUGGACUUUUAGGCUUCUAGGCUUUCUCUGCUCCGCACAUAUUUAGAUUUUCUCUCAUUUAGCAUCUUAGCAGCUUGCAUCAUUCCAGGGGUCAGACAUGUUUUAUGGACAUUCACAUACCCAGGUCAACGUAUAUAUUAGAGAUGGGGGAGGGGGAUCGAUUCAGUUACGCAUCGCGAUUCUUUUGUGCGGCGAUUCAUGUCACACUGACUCCAAAAUCGAUUUUAUAUAUAUAUAUAUAUAUAUAUAUAUAUAUAUAUAUAUAUACACAUUAAGCAAAUGUAGCGUUUUUGUUUACUUCUAAUUUUAAGUUAAAUUUUAUGUUGUGGAAAUGCUGCCCUUGGUUUUUGAGGGGGGACAUAAAUGUCAUGAAAAGCAGGCUACAUUUACUUACUCAUGUUCAGUUCACUUGUGCAGCUGUUGAAUACAGCUUUCAAAAUAUUGGAAAAAAACGAAUCGACUCGGGAUAUAUACAUAUAUAUAUAUAUAUAUACACACACACACACACACACACAUAUAUAUUUGCGAUACUUACAGAAUCGCGAUACAAAUGGAAUCGCCACCUAGGUAUCGUGAUAAUGUCGUACCGGGCGGCCCCUGGUGCUUCCCAUCCCUAUUAUAUAUAUUUUCAAAAUAUUGUAAAAGGAUAUGUAAGUGGGGUUUAAACAGGUACUGAAUCAUGUCUGUCAUUGCCAUGUUCAAGUUUAAACCGCCUCAGGCAACGCUGUGCACGUGUGUGACAGGAUUGCACUUUCCUUGUUUUAGCAAACUCAUAAAGCUCCAGAAAAAAACCAACAUUGGAAGGUAUAAGAAAAGCACAGACCGCUGCAGAAUAACACUAAGAGUCAGUUUUGGUGAAAUACCCUCCAAAAGGGUCGGCGAACAUGUUUUCAAAGUGCACUCUGAACAUGCCAAUCUGGCAGUUUUAAUCCUGAUCAUCCAGUGUUGACAGUUUGUAGAUAUCAGUUAGAGAGUUGUUGUGUUGUUUUUAUUAACGUGCCCCCUGACCAAACUAUCACCACGACCACAACCUCAUAUCGUAGCGUGUCCAGGAAAGAAGUGUGGUGAAGCAUUCCAUGUUCGAUGCUUUUUAUUAAAAUGCAAGGGGCGUAUUCUACCGAUGCAUCGAUUAUGCAUGCGUAAACUACAUCUGGUAGCGCCGAGGUUUCCAGGAUGAGCACACCGUGUUGUGUGCAGAACAACAAACGCAUUGUGGAUGAAUUGUUGGUGUUAAUCCACCAACGUUGCAAAAUGUAUCCUGGAUCCAGCGGCUCCAGUGAACUGAUUUGCCAAUUAUCCAGGCGGGGGGGGUCACCGAACAUCUCACCCCGAUGUGAAAUAUGUGCUGCAGCUUCGACUCCCACGUGAAACGUUUCCAUCCUGAAGAAACAGACCAUAAAGUGCUACACAUGUGGUUGAUCAGUGGUUUAUGCCUGUGUAAUUGAUGAGUAAUUAAUCCGUGUUUUGCCUCAGUUGUCUCACUACACAUUGCAUCUGCGAGGGAACGAUUCUGCAGUACAAGAUUGUGUAUUUAAAAAUGAAUUAACCCUUUGAUGUGUUGAUUACGAGCUCGGCGCUGGUGAACUCUGCAUACAUUAUGCACCAGUUUAGGGCGCGUCUUUGUAAAUGCAACUGUGUAUAUCUGGAUUUGGAAGUUUGUGUCAAUUUUUAACAAUGUGCCAUUGCUAAUAUGUGCUGAAAAGUGAUGCAAAAUGUGUUAAUGGGCCAUAACUUGAUGCACACAGCUGUGUUGUGAACGAAGCCCUCGAUAAGACUGCAGGAAACGGUGAAUGUAUCACGUAGCGAUGAUGAUUGCUUUAAGAUUUUACUUCGAUCAGGUCAUCCAUGGACACUCACUUGACAGCGACUUUCCUCAGUCUGCCAGUAAAGUCGGCUGCAUUUCCAUGAGUACAUUCCUUUUCUAUAGUGGUUCUCAAUCAGAUCCUCGGAUACCAGUUAUUCCGGCCUCCAGUCAAGGGGGACCUGAGGACCUGCUUGAAAACCACUGAAGUAAUGCGUUAGGAAAGCCUCCAUGUACUUUUUUUUUUUUGCUCACCAUAAUCAAGUUGGUUUUAGCCUGUUGUAAAGAUCCUACAUUUUAGUUUUAAAACUCAAAUAUUAAACACAAACCAACUGAAGAGGUUGAAGAAAGACGCAACCUGUAGUGAGAAGAAAUCCACUUAACGACUUAAUUGUAAGAUCCUGUUUUCUCGAUGAGUGCUGUCAGAAGGUCGAGUGAAUGAUCACUGAAAUAAAUUGGCAUGUGCAUGUA
Molecule: messenger RNA, 3834 nt
Organism: Lampris incognitus (smalleye Pacific opah)
Lineage: Eukaryota; Metazoa; Chordata; Actinopteri; Lampriformes; Lampridae
Gene: c21h7orf57
Product: chromosome 21 C7orf57 homolog
Exons: 8
Coding region: 116-781 (221 amino acids)
Source: RefSeq, a predicted model, not a curated record